AUGGCGUCCGGCACGAAGCAGAUAAAGCACAUCACCGUGCUCGGGGGAGGGUUGACGGGUCUCACGUCGGCCUAUCGCCUUGCACAACUGGUCAAAUCCUCUCGCCAAUCUGGCAAUCCAUCAUCAGCAUUACAUCCAGAGGCGAGCAUCACCCUGCUCGAGAGGUCAGCCAGAGUUGGAGGUUGGGUACACAGUAGACGAAGAUGGAUGGAGCUGCCUGAAGGGGUCAAGGACAAUCUCGGUGUCCAUGGAAAGGUCGACGUCGUUUUGGAGAGCGGACCCAGAAGUAUUCGGCCUCGAGGAAGCAAGGGAGCUGCCCAGAUGUUGAAGCUCCUCCAGGACCUCGACUUGACAAAGGCGAUUUUGCCCGUCCCUCUGGAUCACCCUUCCGCCAAGAACCGGUUCAUCCUCGAUCUUCGAAAUCACAAACUCGUCAAGUUGCCGUCCAGUGUGAUAGACGCCCUGACAUUGUGGUUGAGAAGGGAUGGCAGGGGUUCCGGUAUAUUGAAGGGCUUCCUGCGGAGUAUCCUUCUGGAGCCGUUCCGCAGGAAGAAACGUCUCGAUGCCAAAGUCCCAUCGACCUCGAACCUGGCCGUACUGGAAACACAGAUCAACGAUACCUCGGUGGACAACCUAGUCAGACGUACACUCGGGCCUCGAAUAGCAGACUCCCUGAUCUCCUCGAUGGUGCAUGGAAUCUAUGCAGCCGAUUCUCGGGUCCUCUCCGUCCGCUCCACCUUUCCCGUCCUCUGGGACGCCUUGCAAGCACGAGGUAGCCUUGUGCUAGGAUUACUCAGGCCCGCCCGUUCAGUCAGGCGCGAAGAUGCCGCACGAGCCGAAAAGGAGGCUUGGGAGUCCCUUGGAGGUGACAUGAAUGCUCAACGAAAGACGUGGAGUAUAUACGGCAUUCGAGGUGGGGUAGAGACUUUGACCAAAAAGCUAGAGGAAGAGAUUCACAAACUCGGUGUUGACGUGCGGGUUGGGCAAACUAUCGAAAAGCUCGAACCCACAGAUGACGGAUGUCGAGUCUCACUUUCCUCGGGGGCAACUUUGGACACAACAAUGGUCGUCUCGACGCUCUCUCCUGCAGUGCUAGCGGAUCUCUUACCUAGCCAACACAGCCUUCCCAAUUUGUCGUACAAUCCCGCGACCUCGGUAGGGGUGGUCAACCUGGUUUUCCCCAUCCCGCCUGAAAGGAUACAUCCUCCCGGGUUCGGGUAUCUGGUACCUCGCACAGCAGACUCUUCGAUCUUCGCACAGAGCGAAGCAUUACAAAGGAACCCGAACCCCGACGGCAUCAUCGGCGUCAUUUUCGAUUCCACCUCGAUGACCGGCGUGGAAGACUCACCUCUGAUCGCUUCGCACUUUACAAAAUUGACUGUCAUGAUGGGAGGGCCGCACUGGUCGACUUAUCCAUCGGAUCCGUUCUCAUCGGCUUCGCCUGCCAUCCCGAUCCCGCAAUCGAGCGAACUCGCCGCCAAAGCCAUGGCGCAUUUGAGAAAAGUCUUUCCGUCCGUGCCGGAGCCUGUCUUGACGGAAAGCCAUAUCUCGAAGAACUGCAUCCCUACCUAUUUAGUUGGGCAUGGUCAGCGUCUCCAUCAAUUGCACAAGCACUUGGGCAGUUCUGCCUGGCGUAGCAAGCUGGUACUUCUCGGCAGCGGUUAUGGGGGCGUCGGGGUGAACGAUUGCGUGGGAAUGGCGGAACAGGCGGUUGAAAACCUCAACAUCGCUUGGAGUGAAGCCCCAUCUUCUACAUCUUCAUGUAUUACAGGUCUCGAGAGGUGGAAAGAGUGGGACUAG
Molecule: messenger RNA, 1800 nt
Organism: Filobasidium floriforme
Lineage: Eukaryota; Fungi; Basidiomycota; Tremellomycetes; Filobasidiales; Filobasidiaceae
Product: putative Protoporphyrinogen oxidase
Exons: 3
Coding region: 1-1800 (599 amino acids)
Biological process (GO): heme biosynthetic process
Cellular component (GO): mitochondrial inner membrane
Molecular function (GO): protoporphyrinogen oxidase activity, oxygen as acceptor
Source: RefSeq, a predicted model, not a curated record